AUGACUACCACCACUACGACACCAGCACCACAGGACAACAAAGAGUUCCUCGCCAACCUCCCCGACGUCCUCGAGAAGGCUCGAACCGACGGAGGUAUCCCAGGCAUGAGCGUCGCUAUCCUUCACAAAGGCGAGCUUGUCUUUGCCCAGGGGUUCGGGAAGCGCAAUCGCAGCGACCCAUUCACCAAGGAGACAGUGACCCAUAUCGCAUCGGUUUCCAAGGCAUUCACGGCGACUGCAAUUGGUGAACUGGUGGCAGAGGGCAAGGUUGACUGGAACAAGACCCCGGUCUCUGAAUACCUCCCUGAGUUCCAACUCAAGGACCCUGUCUUGACGAACAGCCGAACCCCCAAAGAGUUGAUCAAGCAGCUCAGGCACGUCGACAUACCCUCGUCCAAGAUGACCCCCUUCAUGAACUACAACAACAUCCUAUACGCCGUCGCCGGAGAGGCUGCCGCCAAUGUCGCCGGAGUGUCAUACCCCGAACUGAUCAAGAAUAGGAUUUUUGAGCCCCUCGGUCUUAGGAGCGCAGGACUUUCGCACCUGGAGAUGGCAAGACAGCCCAACUACGCAAUGCCAUACGAUGCCGACUCCUUUGAUGAUGCCAGGAACGGUAUCUUUGAGGAAGGAUUUAUCGAUCCAAUCCCCAUGUCCGAUGCCCCCGCUGGAGACAUUUUUAUGAACGCAAUGGAUCUGGCCAAGUGGGGACGUGUGAUCCUGAAGGGGGGCGAGCUGGAUGGAAAGCAGGUCUUGAACAAGAAGAGCAUCCAGGAGACCCUCAAGGCUCAGAGUAUCGUGAAUGAUGAAGAGCGUCGACCUGGCUUUUCCCCUACUCUGGGAUACGGCCUUGGCUGGAUGUUGGAUUCUUACAAGGGUGGAUCCAACCCAGGUUACCAAUCGAACCUGGCCUUUUUCCCUGACGACGACCUUGUGGUUGCGCACUUGACCAACAUCGACGUCACCGAGCUCCCCUUCUCCCUACUCCACUACAUUGCCGAUGGAAUGCUGGGUCUGCCCACGACGAUCGAAUGGCUGUCGGACGAGACAGCCGUCCAGGAAACGAGAGAGUCAUACGAAGAAGUCGCCAAGGACCUCGAAGGUGGCGACGACUUCCCAGAGCGCAUGGAGAAUCAGCCUCCCAGCCACACGUUGGCCGACUAUGCCGGUGUGUACACGCACCCAGUCUACGACACGAUCACAAUCCGUCUCGAGGAAGAGGACGCGUCUUUGCACUUGAAGAUGCGGACGCUCGACAGCAAGGUGGAACACUAUCAUUUCGAGUUGUUUACAGCACUGCUUCGAGAGUUUGGGGUCAAGUCACUUGUUCCUUUGACGUUUGUUACGGCGAACAAUGGGCGUGUCGAGGGCCUGAGGACCGUUCUGGAUGAUGAUGUCGUCCUUGAGUUCAAGAAGGAGGAGAAGGAGGAGGCUCAGUAG
Molecule: messenger RNA, 1437 nt
Organism: Linnemannia hyalina
Lineage: Eukaryota; Fungi; Mortierellomycota; Mortierellomycetes; Mortierellales; Mortierellaceae
Source: the annotation of a GenBank genome assembly